AAAGAAGGCUCUAACGGUCAGCUUUGUCACUGCACAACGCAGAUCGAAUGAAUUGUUUUGCUUUACCUUCCUUUUUGGGCUUAACGAAAUCAAAACUUUCAUUAUCUUUUUCUCUUUAUUCAACGAAUUUGUAUAUUCAACAUUUCAAGCUCCAAACACCGUAAUAAUGGAAGAUAACCAAAAUCAAUGGCAUGACCCACUUCUUCUCACUGACGUUUCAUGGAAUUUGCAGCACCACACCACCUCUAAACAUAUUCCACACUCUUGUUCAACUUUGCCUAUGCCGGAUCUUGAUAAAGACCGUCGUUCUGUGCUUGGGUUUUCUUUAACAUCUCCUGAUCUGGUUAUUUGUGCUGGUUCGUCCGAGAUUCCCACAACUAUAUAUGGAGAUUCCCCUGAAUUCUCUGAUAGAGGCAAGCACAAGUGCUCUUUUGAGCUUUCUCUAGAAGAUGUUAUCAAAGAUACACUUAAACACCCAUCUGUUAAGUUCUCUCCAAUCUGUCAAACAUUCAACAAAGAAUUGUCUCCUGAAUCUUCAUUGGAGCUGUUCCUAGAGCCGUCAACGGAAGACAAAUCACCGCAACAUUCCCUUUCCUGUGCAAGCAUCAAUUCAGGUUCCACUGACGGGGAUGUGGUUUUGAAUGGUGAAAAGUUUUUGGAGGACAGUCAUUUUUCAGGCGGUGAUACUGUAAGGACUAAUGCUACAAUUGAGGCUGGCCUCUCUCUUUACCAAACAGCACGUUUUGGUAACUUCUCAUACUACUUUCCUGAAUUAGAGCCAGGAAACUAUUCUGUGACUCUGCUUCUUGCAGAAAUUGUUCUCACAAAUGGGCCUCCUGGAAUGAGAGUGUUUGAUGUUUUUCUGCAAGAUAAGAAGGUCGUUUCCUGCCUAGACAUAUAUGCGCAAGUAGGUGCAAAUAAGCCUCUGGUUAUAUCUCAACUUAAGGCUUGUGUUUACAAUGAAGAGGGCUUAACCAUUAGGUUUGAAGGAGUAACAGGAAGCCCAAUUGUAUGUGGCAUUUCUAUAACCAAAGAUUCUUGUGCUUAUGCUGGGGAAGCUCAAUUCUUGAAUCCAAUGGAAAUCUCCCAGGUGGUAGAAUGCAAAUCACUAGAAACAGGUAAUGGGGAGCAAGAGGUGAAAGGAGAUUAUCAGAAGCUGCUACAACAUGCAGAGUUUCAGGAAAGAGAACUAACUGAGAUGAGGAGUGCAAUGGAGAAGCUCAAGAGGGAAAACCAUCUUAAGAAUAGGGAAUGCCAAGACGCAUGGAAAUCUUUAAAGGACCUCCAGAAUGAACUUAUGCGCAAGUCUAUGCAUGUGGGGUCCUUAGCAUUCGCCAUAGAAGGACAAGUGAAAGAGAAGAGCAGGUGGUUCUCAUCAUUGAGGGACAUGGCUAGACAGUUGAAGCUUAUGAAAGUGGAGCACAUAAGGCUAUCAGAGGAGGCAUUGGCAUACAGGCAAUUCCUUGCGGAUAUGGAUGAAAUGGGGUCUAUGAUUCAGUCCAAAAUGAAGCAGCAACAAGAUUCACAUGAAGAUCUCAAGAUUAAAUUUAUGGAAGGGUCCAAGGAACGAAAGGAACUCUACAACAAGGUUUUAGAGUUGAAAGGGAAUAUAAAGGUCUUUUGUCGAUGUAGGCCUUUGAAUGCUGAAGAACUUGCAUUGGAAGCUUCAGUGGCUAUUGAUUUUGAGUCUGCUAAAGAUGGUGAGCUUACUGUAACUUCAAAUGGGCUCCCUAGAAAAACCUUCAAGUUUGAUGCUGUGUUUAGCCCUCAAGCAGACCAAGCUGGAGUUUUUGAAGACACUGCGCCAUUUGCAACCUCGGUAUUGGAUGGUUACAAUGUAUGCAUAUUUGCUUAUGGACAAACUGGAACUGGGAAAACCUUUACCAUGGAGGGUACAGACGAAGCCCGUGGAGUAAACUUUAGGAUUCUUGAGGAGAUAUUUAGGAUAAUUAAGGACCGCCAUGAGCUAUUUCGGUAUGAUGUAUCUGUUAGUGUUCUAGAAGUCUACAAUGAGCAAAUACGAGAUUUGCUGGGUUCAGGCUCUCAGCCAGGAGUAGCUGCAAAGAGGCUGGAAAUAAGACAAGUGGGUGAAGGACUACAUCAUGUCCCAGGGUUGGUCGAAGCACAUGUAAACAACAUAAGUCAGGCCUGGGAAGUUCUUCAAAGUGGAAGUAAUGAAAGGGCAGUUGGCUCAACCAAUGCCAAUGAGCACAGCAGCCGAUCCCAUUGCAUACACUGUGUGAUGGUGAAAGGUGAAAAUUUAUUGAAUGGGGAAUGCACAAAAAGCAAAUUAUGGUUGGUUGAUCUAGCAGGAAGUGAGCGAGUGGCAAAGACAGAAGUCCAAGGAGAGCGACUUAAGGAAACUCAAAAUAUAAACAGAUCCUUAUCCGCACUUGGUGAUGUCAUUUCUGCUCUUGCAACUAAAAGCCCUCACAUCCCAUUCAGGAAUUCCAAGCUCACCCACCUGCUUCAGGAUUCCCUAGGAGGAGAUUCAAAGACGCUAAUGUUUGUUCAGAUAAGUCCUAAUGAGAAUGACCUGGGAGAGACCCUUUGCUCACUGAACUUUGCAAGUAGAGUUAGAGGGAUAGAGUUAGGUCCUGCAAAAAGGCAGCUGGACUCUACUGAACUUCUGAGAUACAAACAGAUGGCUGAAAAAUCAAAACAAGAUUUGAAGACCAAAGAUAUACAAAUGAAGAAGAUGGAAGAAACAAUCCAUGGAUUAGACUUGAAGAUAAAAGAGAAAGACCUUAGAAAUAAGAAUCUGCAAGAAAAGGUGAAAGAGUUGGAGUCGCAACUGUUAAUUGAAAGGAAGCUAGCACGUCAGCAUGUGGACUCAAAGAUAGCUGAGCAACAGCAACAACAAAUGAAACAACAGCAAGAUGAGCAACAAGCGAGGGCAGCUCUUGCAAAUCGACAAUUAGGAAGUAAUAAGAAUUUCAACGAAUCUGCAAAAGAACAAGGAAAAUGCAGCCAACCGCUUAUGGAAAAUAACAGCCACAGAGUUCCAGCAGAUGGCAUUGUCAAGUUUAUUGAUCCCACAGAAAAAGAGAACAAUCCCGAGAUGGCUGCGCAGCAACAGCGAUUACCCAAGAGGACUGGGAGAGCCUCAAUUUGUACAAUAGGUCAACGGUUGCCAAUGGCUCAAGCUCCGAGACGCACCUCGCUCAUUCCACUUCCAAGUGUACCUGGUGGUUUAUUACCAUUGUCAUUAUGCCACGAUUAUAUUAAAGAAGACGCAGGAGGGUCUGAAUCUAACUGCUUGCCAGAGCAAAUACAUUGCAGCAGUCCUAAAGGGUCAAAACAUGGAACCACAACGCUAAGCAGCAUAUUGAGACGAAGCCUUCAAAAGAAAAAUCAAAUGAAAUCUCCAGUGCACCACUUAAGAAAAGGAGGUAUAAAUGUUGGGAUGGAGAAGGUUAGAGUCUCUAUUGGAAGUAGAGGGAGGAUGGCGCAUAGGGUACUGCUAGGCAAUGGUAGAAGAGCAGGAAUGAAGGAUACUCAGGUGAACCGAAUUCAGAGGGAAAAAAAGGAGCGAGGGUGGAAUAUUGGAAUGGUGGGAAGAACAGCAAUCUAAUUAUUGAAAUUAAUUUCAUUGCGUAAUAGAAGAGGUACUUUAGUUGAUUCUUUGUGUAUGAUCCUAAUCAUCUGAUGGAUUUGUCGAUGUACAGUAUGUGCUUCUUGCAACAAUUGAAAUGCUUGAUAUUUAAUGGGCUAUAUAUUGUUUCCAA
Messenger RNA from Jatropha curcas, 3728 nucleotides. Its product is annotated as Di-glucose binding protein with Kinesin motor domain-containing protein. Gene Ontology annotation, biological process: microtubule-based movement. NCBI's taxonomy places the organism in Eukaryota, Viridiplantae, Streptophyta, Magnoliopsida, Malpighiales, Euphorbiaceae. Gene Ontology annotation, molecular function: ATP binding; microtubule motor activity; microtubule binding. The record is from RefSeq and is a predicted model, not a curated record. Gene Ontology annotation, cellular component: microtubule cytoskeleton.